UUUAGUAUAUUGAUGUCGUCAGCAUACUGUUCGUGUGAUUUUUCGUUAUACAACACUGAUAGAGAAAAACUCGUGCUGCUGCAUAUUUUGUUGUUGUUGCUAUUGUUUUUGUACGUGCGGCACAAUUUCGCAAUUAACUUCCUUAUUUUCAUGUGAGAAAAAUCAAAGAAAAUACAAGCAAUGUCCGCUCGACGGCAACGCAUCAAGGCAGCAGCCAAUUUGAGUCAAAUCAAACGGAAAGCACGUAAAGAAGAUGCUGAUAUAGCAGCAGAUGCACCUGCAGAACCACUCCCCGUUCCUAUGGCCGAUCCCUUAGCCAUUCCCGUUUCCGAAUCCCUUUCUGUUCCGAAACAGGAGCAUGCAGACGAGGAUGUUAAUGAGAUUGCAUUUAAAAUGCCGGCUGUCAGCAGCCUAGGGCUAAUGGAUGAUGUGUUUCACUCAGACAUCGAGGACAACGUGAUCCAGAUGGAUCUACAAAAGACGGCAAACGGGUUCCCGAUGUCGCCGAGCAAGGCGCAGGCUCGACAACGUGUGCGUCCCACUCCCGUGUUUGGUCAACGACGCAAUAGCUUCGUGGGCUCCCCGCUAGCUGCCGAUUACGAUGGUGACUAUCAAUCACCCGGCACACCAACGCGGCGUGAACGCUACUUAAGCGGAUCCUCAAUGAAUGCGGGCGGCGGAGGAACGCCACAACAGCAGAUGCAGGCUUCUCCUAAGUAUCUCGGCAGCGUGAUGAGCCCAGGAAUGGGUCGGAUUCGCACUGAGUCCAGUUGCUCCGUAUUCUCAGAUUCCGGUGGCGUGGGGAAGCAGCGCAAAGGAGAUGGAGAAAAGUCAUCGCAGUCACUUGCCCAGCAGCGUGUGAAUGCUAAGCGUGACUUUGAGACACGAUUCAAUAAUGGCGUGCCUGAUAAGUCAACAUUCAAAAUGUUUGACAUGAUCUUCUACAAUCCCGACAGCAAUCCCAUGGAGCAAAAGCCUCUAGUGACCACCAUCAAGGCGGAGUCUGCCAAUGGCAGUAUUCACUCCGAUGAGAUGAAGCCACCAAAGGCCGAACUGAUGGAAACCAAAGCUGAUGUUGGAGCUGGUGCUGCUCCUCAUUCAGCUAUGCUAGUCCCACAGCUGAAGCUAGAUGCCAAUGGUGAGAUGAUAAUCGAUGAGAAAACUUUGGAGAUUGAGACUACGGCCGAGGUUGAGGCGCGCAAAGUGUUAGCGAACUCAUCGUUGAUACUAAUGGAUGAAACUACUGGCGACAAUGGUUUCUACAAGAGACACAAGCGAACUCCAGCCUGGUCGUCGGAUGACACAGUGCGCUUCUAUCGUAGCCUUCAAAUUAUUGGCACGGAUUUCUCGCUGAUGUGUCAAAUGUUUCCCAAGCGGACGCGACGCGAACUCAAGCUGAAGUAUAAAAGGGAAGAGCGCAUGAAUGGACAGUUGAUUAACAAGGCGCUACUCUAUCCCAAGGCUUUCAAUAUUCAAGAACUCAAGGAACAGCUAGAGAAGGAGGAUCAAGAACGUCUUGAAGCUGAGCGACAAUGGCAAGAGAUUGUCGCAACUCAGCCUACAAAUAUCAAAAAGCGUUCCAAAUCACAACAGAGCAAGGGAGCUCGAACUCUAAGCGAUGGCGAUCUGGUGUAUGAGAACGAACAAGUGCUGAACAAGAAGCUGGGCAAGCACGCCCUGGCCAAACGCCGAGCAAUGGAGAAUGGAAACACAAUGUCAGCCGCCAAACGAAAACGACGCCCAUUAAAGCAAAAACAGGAGGCCCUGCAACUGGAUGAGGAGCUGGAGCAGGAAUUUCCGUCGUCGUAUACUGAUAUUAAGCGAGAGGGAACCAUUAAGACCGAACAACUGAUCAAAGACAGAGGAGAGCAAUUACAGCAGGAACUCAAUUCAUUGCUGGACGAUGAGGAGUCUGAUGACAAAAAUGAGAAGGCGUUACAUAAGAAUGUCAUCGACAUGGAAUAUGUGAAUGAGGCUAACUUGCCGUCAGAUGCUACAGAUAUUGACACACUAUCGCAAGCGGAUACAAUAUUCACCAUUGAUUUCAUUGGCGAGCCUUCUCCCCUCAGUACAUCUAACUCGGCAUCGGUUAGCGAGCAUGACAUUGAACAAAUAUUGACAGAGUUGGCCGAAGGCUCCAUGGUGCUGGUAUCCUCAAUAGAUCCCAAUUAUGAAGAUCGUAUUGUUAACGAGAUCUAUAUGUACGAUAAGCAAACCGGAGAUCUUUGCGAGCAGCCAUUGGAUAUACCUGAGCAUAUUGUUCAAUCUAUAUUGAAUGUUAUGAGUUAGAUUUUAAAGUCAUCGGCUUAUUUACGUAAUUUAAGAAUGCAUUUUGUAGUAUUAGCCUUUAUUUCAUUAAUUGUUGAUAUGUAAUUUAUACAGAUAAUUAUUCAAAAAUUAUAUUAAUAUGUAUUAAAGCGGAGUCGAACAAAU
Molecule: messenger RNA, 2433 nt
Organism: Drosophila albomicans
Lineage: Eukaryota; Metazoa; Arthropoda; Insecta; Diptera; Drosophilidae
Gene: Bdp1
Product: transcription factor TFIIIB component B'' homolog
Exons: 2
Coding region: 181-2289 (702 amino acids)
Biological process (GO): RNA polymerase III preinitiation complex assembly
Cellular component (GO): transcription factor TFIIIB complex
Molecular function (GO): TFIIIC-class transcription factor complex binding
Source: RefSeq, a predicted model, not a curated record